AUGGCUCAAAUCAAAUUUGUUGUAAGGGCAAAUAUAAAGAACAAUCAAUCGCCUGUGAAACCAGUUCCCGAUGGUUACUCUAUUGGAUGGUUCCGAAGUUAUAGGCAUUUAUUUAUAUCUAGGAAAAAUCUGAUUCCAACUGGUGAACCAAUUUAUACACGUACUAUUGACAAUUUAUUUGCGGCAACAGUUAAUUUAAGACUUCAUUUGCAAGCAAUUCAUUUCAAUACUGGUGAUUCAAUUAGUAAUUCAGGAUUUUCAUCAUCAGAUUUUGGUAGUCAGUUGAUAAAUUUUAUAAGUUCACCAAAUGGUUAUGGUAGUGGCUUUGGUAGCCUUCUAUUAAAAUGUACAGCACAAAUAGAAGAAUAUUAUCAGGAAAGUAGUGAAAUUGAAUUAGGUGGACCACAAAAGGAUCCCAUACCAGCUAGAGUUACUUCAUCAACAGCAUUACGACCUCAAAAUUUCAUAAAUCAAUUAAAACAACAAAUACAACAUUUUUCAACUGGAUAUCAAAAAGGAAUUGUCACAUACUUUUUAUUAGUUAUGAUCCUUUCAACAACUGUAAUUUUUUUAAUUAAUUCGAUUCAUUUUAAUUGCAUUUUAAGAUAGUUUAAUUAACCUGGAGCCUUAAAAAGAAAAACUUUUUCUUCAUAAAACAAAAAAAAUAAAAACUAAAAUAAAAAAUAACGAAAAUAAUAAAAUUCUA
Messenger RNA from Condylostylus longicornis, 706 nucleotides. RefSeq lists its product as uncharacterized. The record is from RefSeq and is a predicted model, not a curated record. The transcript is spliced from 3 exons. Lineage: Eukaryota; Metazoa; Arthropoda; Insecta; Diptera; Dolichopodidae. The coding region runs from base 1 to 609 and encodes 202 amino acids.